AUGGCCUCACUCCAACCCAACGGCUCUUCUGGAGCCCGUCCUCCACCCCAGACUCGACAUCCCACCGCCCCCUCGGUCCUGACGAUGAACGGGUCGGUGAACAGCCAUUUCGCCAGCGGCGAGGACCAGAACUUCGAACAUGGCGUGCAGAUCAUCGACGAGGACAAACACUUCAAUGGAUACAUGCCGCAGUACCUCCAAGCGGAGGGCAUCACGAAGGCUGGGUUCAACUACCACCUCAUAUCUGUGUUUGGGAGCCAGAGUACGGGGAAGAGCACGCUGUUGAAUUAUUUGUUCGGGACGGAGUUUGGGGUCAUGAGCGAGCAGGAGCGGAGACAGACGACCAAGGGUAUUUGGAUGAGCAAGAAUAAGAAGGCCACUGUGAAGGAUGCGCAGGGGAAGGGCAUGGCGGAGAAUAUCUUGGUUAUGGAUGUUGAAGGUACCGAUGGGCGGGAGCGAGGCGAAGAUCAGGACUUUGAGCGGAAGAGUGCGCUCUUUGCGUUGGCGACGAGUGAAGUGCUCAUUGUGAAUAUCUGGGAGCACCAGGUUGGACUGUACCAGGGCGCCAACAUGGGGCUGUUGAAGACGGUGUUCGAGGUGGACCUGCAGCUCUUUCUGAAGAACUCGAAGAACGUCACCAAGUCGCUGCUGUUCUUCGUCAUUCGAGAUCAUCUUGGACACACACCGCUCGCGAACCUGAAGAACACGCUCAUGCAGGAUUUGGAGCGGAUAUGGUCGAGCUUGAGCAAACCGCCGGGCUUGGAGAAGAGCAAGAUCGGCGACUACUUUGACUUUGCGUUCGUGGCGCUGCCGCACAAGAUUCUGCAGCCGGAGAAGUUUGAGCAGGAGGUUGCGAGGCUGGGAACGAGGUUCCGGGAGGGUUAUGUGGACCCGAGAAAAGAUGGUUUGGUUGAUGAGGCAGAUAAUCCGAUUUUCUUGCCUCAAUACCAUCGACGGAUUCCUGCGGAUGGGUUCCCGAUGUAUGCUGAGGGUGUCUGGGAGCAAAUCGACAGCAACAAGGAUCUUGACUUGCCGACACAGCAGGAGUUGUUGGCGCAGUUCAGAUGUGAUGAGAUCUCGAAGGAAGUUCUGGUGCCUUUCGAUGAGACCAUUACGCCGCUCGAGGAGCGCCAGUCAAAUGCUGUCUCUGCUGGAUCACCGAUCGUCAUCGCCGAACUUGGCAAGACCAUGGCCAGCGCGAGACAAACAGUGCUCAAGAGCUUCGAAGAGGAAGCAAGCAGAUACCACAAAGGCGUCUUCAAGCGAAAGCAAACCGAGCUGGAAUCCAAGAUUGAUGGCCGGCUGAAGGCACUGUUCCAAGGACAACUCACCGCUGCGCACAAGAGCGGCAUCAACGACUUUAGCGAGGCAGUGACAUCUGCUGUCAAGGCAGGCCAGAAGAAAGGUGGCAACUACGACUUCUACAAGAUUGUACAGAGUGAGAAGCAAAAGUCCAUCAAGCGCUUUGAGUCCGAAGCACAAUCGAGCUUGAUCUCCGGCACACCUUGGAGCGACUACAAGUCCCAGCUGAAUCUGUACCAGAAGGAAAUUGACGAAGUCAGCGGACGUCUGCGGAAGGAAGAAAUGCGCCGCUUGGCAACUCGCUCCGAGCGGUGGGUGCGAUCACGGCUGGGCGAGAGCAUCGGCACGGAAUUCAACAAGCUAGGUUCCGGGCGCGCAGGAUCAGGCGCACCCGAGGAGGGCGAGAAGCCGACAGAGAAGGACAUCUGGGAUCGCAUCUGGUCUGCUUUUACUGAGACUGUCGCGCACGCCGAAACUCGCUUCACAGAUCGCGCACGCAGCUUUGAUGCUAGUCCAGAUGAAGUCGAAGUCGGACUGUGGCGGCUACGCAGGAAGUCUUGGGCUGCUCUACGGGACAAGAUCGAUGAGGAGAUGAUGGAAGGCAAUUUGCUUCUCAAGCUCCGCGAGAACUUCGAAGACAAAUUCCGCUACGACGAGGAAGGCGUGCCGCGGAUAUGGCGACCCACAGACGACAUCGAAGGCUUGUACACGAAAGCGCGCGAAAGUACGCUCGAGCUCAUCCCGCUCCUAUCACGCUUCCGGCUCGCGCGGACUAGUGCUCCGCCGCCCCUGGACGCUUGGAUCGGCACGCCGCCCGAGACUGUGACGGCGGCGGACGAGGAGGACUUGCCGCCUAUUGGCGGUGUGGACGAGGAUGAAGGCAAGAGUUUGGAAGAGGAGAUGACGGUACUGACGGAUUCGAAGCGGCAGGAUCUGUCGACGAGGUUCAAGAAGACGGCGGAUGGGGUGUAUGUGGAGGCGAAGCGGAGUGCGAUUGGUGGCGUGACGCAGGUGCCGCUUUAUUUCUAUGGGUUGCUGUUGGCGCUGGGGUGGAACGAGAUUGUUGCUGUGCUCCGCAACCCCGUCUACUUCAUCUUCCUCAUCCUCCUCGGCUUCGGCGCCUACAUCACCUACACGCUCAACCUCUGGGGCCCAAUGCUCCGCAUGACCAACGCCGCCAGCACGCAAGGGCUUGAGAUCUUCCGCGAGAAGCUGCGGGAGUUCUUGGAGCAGUCGGAGACCGGACGGCAGGCUAUCGGAAUGGCGGCGAAGGAUGGUGGGGUGGGUGGGAGCUAUAGGAUGGAUACGCUCCACACUAAUGGCACGACCAAAGCGCGGGCCGAGAAGGAGGAGGACGUGGAUGAGAUUUGA
Messenger RNA from Saxophila tyrrhenica, 2673 nucleotides. RefSeq names its product Dynamin-like GTPase that mediates homotypic ER fusion (gene SEY1). The coding region runs from base 1 to 2673 and encodes 890 amino acids. Gene Ontology annotation, molecular function: GTP binding; GTPase activity. Gene Ontology annotation, cellular component: endoplasmic reticulum. The record is from RefSeq and is a predicted model, not a curated record. NCBI's taxonomy places the organism in Eukaryota, Fungi, Ascomycota, Dothideomycetes, Mycosphaerellales, Extremaceae. Gene Ontology annotation, biological process: endoplasmic reticulum membrane fusion. The transcript has 3 exons.